Messenger RNA from Pangasianodon hypophthalmus (striped catfish), 1393 nucleotides. RefSeq lists its product as uncharacterized. Bases 5 to 1123 code for a protein of 372 amino acids. Gene Ontology annotation, molecular function: DNA binding. The transcript has a single exon. The record is from RefSeq and is a predicted model, not a curated record. NCBI's taxonomy places the organism in Eukaryota, Metazoa, Chordata, Actinopteri, Siluriformes, Pangasiidae. Gene Ontology annotation, biological process: DNA integration; DNA recombination.
CUCCAUGGGAGAUUCCCGUCAGGAGGGACCUCCUCUCACAGGCAGGGGGCGACAUUCUUCACCCCCGCCCGGAGUUGUGGAAGCUUUGGGUGUGGCCUCUGAGGGGGCACAACUCAGAGCUUCUGGUCUCUCAGCCGAGGUUGUUGAGACCAUCCUCCAGUCCAGAGCUCCCUCAACGAGGAAACUGUAUGCCUUGAAGUGGAAACUUUUCACUUCCUGGUGCGGAGACCGCCGGCUCAAUCCUGUUCACUGCCCGGUUGGUACAGUGCUGGAGUUCUUGCAGGCCCGCCUCUCCGCGGGGCUGACCAACUCCACCUUGAAGGUGUACGUGGCGGCCAUUGCGGCCUACCACGCCCCUCUUGGUGGCCAGUCAGUGGGCAGGCACCCCCUGGUUACACGUUUCCUCCGCGGUGCGCUAAGGCUGAGGCCUCCAGUGCGAUCUCGGGUCCCUUCAUGGGACCUGGCCGUGGUUUUAGAGGCUCUUUGCAAACCCCCCUUCGAGCCUAUAGAGAAGAUUUCGGACCGUCUCUUGACGUUAAAAACUGCCUUUCUUUUGGCUAUUUCCUCUCUGAGGAGAGUGGGGGAUCUUCAGGCCCUCUCGGUGGCCCCUUCCUAUUUAGACUUUGUGCCCGGUUUGGCCAAAGCGUUCUUGUACCCCCGAGCGGGGUACGUACCGAAAGUCCCCUCCUCGGCGCCACGGCCAGUCGUGCUGCAGGCCUUCUGCCCUCCUCCCUUUCGGGAGCCCGACCAACGGAAGCUCAACUGUACGUGUCCAGUGCGAGCACUGGACGCGUACGUCCACAGAACUGCCCUGUGGAGGAAGGCGGACCAAUUGUUUGUAUGCUUUGGUCCCCCUAAGAGGGGUCGUCCUGCUACUAAGCAGACCCUCAGCCGGUGGAUCGUGGAAGCCAUUUCCCUGGCCUACGAGUCCUCUGGUCUCCCCUCGCCCCUGGGGGUCAAGGCUCAUUCGACCCGAGGUGUCGCGGCCUCGAAGGCCUUCUUGGCAGGUGUGUCCAUGCAGGACAUCUGCGACGCGGCGGGUUGGUCCACGCCCCUCACUUUUACCAGGUUCUAUGGCCUGGAUAUGCGAGCCACUCCUGGCUCUUCUGUCCUUUUGCCUUAGCUGUGCCUUUCCCACACUAGGCAGGGAUUUGUAAGUCUGGCGGCGUGGGCAUACUUGUUCCCAUAGCGUUUCGACGCAGCUCAAGUUCCUGAAGGGGAACGUCUCCAGGUUACGUAUGUAACCAUGGUUCCCCGAAGGGAACGAGACGCUGCGUCUCAGUGCCACACUUCCGGCAUCCCUGCCGCGCUUGCCUCAUUUCUUGAAAGCUAGCGCGGCGCAUGCCGCUCGGGCUUUUAUGCUUCCGGGUCGCUACGUCACGCCGCCCGUGAC